Messenger RNA from Lolium perenne, 2392 nucleotides. Its product is annotated as beta-amylase 8. The record is from RefSeq and is a predicted model, not a curated record. Gene Ontology annotation, molecular function: beta-amylase activity. Lineage: Eukaryota; Viridiplantae; Streptophyta; Magnoliopsida; Poales; Poaceae. Gene Ontology annotation, biological process: polysaccharide catabolic process.
CGCUUCCUUCACCAGCGUCCGCACCGGCAAGCUGCCGCGGCGCCCCUCCCAACCCGCGCUCGCAGAUCGGCGCCGGGCGGCGCGCCAUGGCCACGAAGCACCCCCACCAGGCCGCCGAUCCCGCGGCAUCGCCUCCCCCGCCGCCGAGCCGACGCCCGCGCGGCCUCGCCUCCGCCUCGUCCCCCGCCCCGGUGCGGCGGAGCGGCGAGCGGGAGAAGGAGCGGACCAAGCUGCGGGAGCGGCACCGGCGCUCCAUCACCAGCCGCAUGCUGGCCGGGCUGCGGCAGCACGGCAACUUCCCCCUCCCCGCCCGCGCCGACAUGAACGACGUCCUCGCCGCCCUCGCCCGCGCCGCCGGAUGGACCGUCCAACCCGACGGCACCACCUUCCGCUCCUCCUCCUUGUCCCAGCCGCCGCUUCUCCCUCCCCCUGCCCAAUUCCAGGGAGCUUUCCAGGCUGCUUCUGUGGAAACCCCAGCUUUCACUAGCCAUCUGAACAGCUACGCCAUCGGGACGCCGCUAGACUCCCAGGCUUCUGGCCUACAGACAGACGACAGCCUUAGCCUGUCACCGUCGUCGUUGGACUCAGUCGUGGUGGCGGAGCAAAGCAUUAAGAAUGAGAGCUAUGGGAAUUCGAGUUCGGCCAAUUCGUUGAGUUGUAUGGGUAGUGAUCAGUUAAUGAGAGCAUCAGCAGUAUGGGCGGGUGAUUACACAAGAACUCCAUAUAUACCAGUCUAUGCCUCUCUGUCUAUGGGCAUUAUCAAUAGUUAUUGCCAAUUGGUUGAUCCAGAGGCUGUACGUGCUGAACUAAGGCAUCUGAAGUCUUUGAAUGUUGACGGAGUUGUUGUUGACUGUUGGUGGGGAAUUGUGGAAGCCUGGACUCCUCAGAAGUACGAAUGGUCUGGCUACAGGGACCUUUUUGGUAUCAUUAAAGAGUUCAAGCUAAAAGUUCAGGUUGUAUUAUCAUUUCAUGGGUCUGGGAAGUGUGGAUCUGGUGAUGUGUUAAUCUCGCUCCCUAGGUGGGUCAUGGAAAUUGCACAAGAGAACCAGGAUAUAUUUUUCACUGAUCGAGUAGGUAGGAGAAAUACAGAAUGCCUUUCCUGGGGAAUUGACAAAGAGCGUGUCCUUCGAGGGAGAACUGGCAUUGAGGUUUAUUUUGAUUUCAUGAGGAGCUUUCAUAUGGAAUUCAGAAGCUUGUCUGAAGAGGGUCUUAUUUCUGCUAUUGAGAUUGGAUUGGGUGCUUCUGGAGAGUUAAGAUAUCCUUCAUGUCCAGAAAAGAUGGGCUGGAGAUAUCCUGGUAUUGGUGAAUUUCAGUGUUACGACAGGUACAUGCAAAAGAACUUGCGGCAAGCAGCCUUGACACGGGGUCAUUUGUUUUGGGCCCGUGGACCUGAUAAUGCUGGCUACUAUAAUUCAAGAUCACACGAGACUGGUUUUUUUUGUGAUGGAGGUGAUUAUGACAGCUACUACGGGCGCUUUUUCCUUAAUUGGUAUUCUGGAAUCCUUGUUGAUCAUGUGGAUCAGGUGCUCUCACUUGCUACUCUUGCAUUUGAUGGAGCAGUAAUUAUGGUGAAGAUCCCUUCGAUGUAUUGGUGGUACAGAACUGCAAGCCAUGCUGCAGAGCUUACGGCAGGGUACUACAACCCUACAAAUCGGGAUGGAUACUCUCCAGUUUUCAAAAUGCUCAAGAAGCAUUCCGUAAUUCUGAAAGUAGUCUGUUAUGGGCCAGAAUAUACAGUUCAGGAUAAUGAUGAAGCAUUUGCUGAUCCAGAAGGUUUAACCUGGCAGGUUAUGAAUGCAGCAUGGGAUCAGGGUCUAUCUAUAAGUGUAGAGAGUGCUCUUCCAUGUUUCGACAAUGAGAUGUACCCUCUGAUCCUUGACACAGCGAAGCCUAGGAACGAUCCUGACCGUCACCAUGUCUCAUUCUUUGCAUACCGUCAGAAGACUCCAUUCCUUUUGCAGGGAAAUGUUUGCUUCUCAGAGCUUGAGACCUUUGUAAAGUGUAUGCAUGGGGAGGCUACCCAGAACUUUGUAGACUGAAGUCACUUUGGCAACAAAUUCCAUGUAUGCUGCAACUAGUGUUGCGCUGUGCAGAUUCCUGGAUUCGCUUUGUUCAUAUCGCAAACUUCCAGCUUAUAUUGCCAACUGCUCCCCCCCAUGCCGGCCAUUCCCGCCUUCUGCUUGGGGUUAGUCCACCAGAUGCCACUUAAACUGUUGAUCUAGUGAUAGGAAGGAUUAGUGGUGUUAGCUUUUACCAUGGCAUGACUUGGCUUUGGGCACAAAGAUGGAAAGGACGGCAUGGCAUUUGGCACGUAUUUAUUAGCACUACAUUAUUAUGCUAUAAGAUGCAGAGAAAUCAUAUCUUCGAGUUGAAUGGUAAACCAUCUGCCUCU